Camelina sativa (false flax) is the source of this 705-nucleotide messenger RNA. Lineage: Eukaryota; Viridiplantae; Streptophyta; Magnoliopsida; Brassicales; Brassicaceae. The record is from RefSeq and is a predicted model, not a curated record.
AUGCCGACGUGGAAGGAAAGAGAGAACAACAAGAGGAGAGAGAGAAGAAGAAGAGCGAUAGCAGCUAAGAUAUUCACCGGACUUAGAUCUCAGGGCAACUACAAACUCCCUAAACACUGUGACAACAAUGAAGUCCUCAAAGCUCUUUGUCUCGAAGCUGGUUGGAUCGUCCACGAGGACGGCACCACUUAUCGAAAGGGUUCUCGACCAAUGGAAACAACACCGCCGUGUUCCUCAAUCCAACUCAGUCCACAAUCAUCGGCCUUUCAAAGCCCAAUUCCGUCGUAUCAAGCUAGCCCAUCCUCGUCGUCUUACCCAACUUCGUCCGGAAACCUCGUUCCUCUACGAAUUUCCAAUAGUGCCCCUGUCACACCACCGCUCUCUUCUCCUAGAGGAUCAACUCCGAGACUCCCGAGAUGGCAAAGCAGUAAUUUUCCACUCUCAGCUCCGUCAAGCCCAACACGGCGUCUCCACCACUACACAUCGAUUCCAGAAUGCGACGAAUCUGAUGUCUCCACGGUUGAUUCGUGUCGAUGGGGAAACUUCCAACCGGUUAACGUUUCUCAGACAUGUCCUCCGUCGCCGACAUUUAACCUCGUUGUCGGAGAUGUGUCGGUGAAGCCGUGGGAAGGUGAGAAGAUUCACGAUGUUGGUAUCGAUGACUUGGCGCUGACGUUAGGUCACAACACCAAAGGACGCGGCUAA